AAAAAGAAUAGUGCAAGCAUAGAAUACAAAAAUGAGGAUAUAUUAUAUAGAAAAGAUAUAUAUUUAUUUUAAUUAGCAAAUUGCUAAUUAUUAAUUCGUUGUGUUUUUUGUUUUUUUAAAUGACACUGUCUAUGAAAUUGAGCCACAUUCAUAAUCACAUAUUAUUCACUCGGCUGCACAACCAGCAUGUACCUCUGAGUUCAACUUCCGGGUUUCUGUCCAAUCACAUCUUCAUUUGGCUCCGUCUUUUGGCCAAUCGGAGCCAGAGUCAGUGGAGCGACGGCCAAUCAGAUCUCUAAAUCACGUCCUCAUCCCGCCCCCUCCUGCGAGUUCAUUUAACUGGAUAUUUACUGGACUGUCUGUACAAGAACUUGGGAACAGCGAGCAGAGAGGCCGGUACCGCGUUAAAACAACCGAACCAUGAACGUUUGGUGGUGAGCAGACACACAGUACUGACAAUGUGGCUCGUGUGAGUCCAAAUGGAACCGCAGCGAACCGACAGUAGAACUGUGGGACGCGCGUCCGCCUCCGUGUGAUUCCGUUAAACCGGCGGCUGCGAUGGAAAGUCUUCCGUGAGCAGAGGAGGGGCGGCUGCCGUCAUGUCUCCGCGGCUCGCUCCGGUCCUGCUGCUGCUGCUCUGCCUGGAGGUGUCCGGACAUGAGGAGGCAGAACCGGCGCUCAGUGCCGCCCGAACUCUGGUGUGGGGACCCGGCCUGGAGGCGGACAUGGUGCUGCCGGCCCGCUUCUUCUACAUCCAGGCGGUGGACGGCUCGGGGAGAAAUUUAACAGCAUCACCCGGUGAGAAGACCUUCGACGUGAAGAUCGUGUCUCCGGUGGAGCCGUUCACCAGGAUUUGGAUCCAGGUCCUGGAUCGCCAGGAUGGGUCGUUCCUGGUCCGCUACAGAAUGUACGCCACCUACACGGACCUUCACAUCCACAUUUUGCUCCAGAACAAGCACGUUGCCAAGUCGCCGUUUAUUCUCAAAGGUCCGGUCUAUCAUGAGGGAUGCCACUGUCCUCAGCCCAGUGGUUCUGAAUGGGAGGCCCGUAUGCACUGUCCUCAGUCCUUCCCUCAGAUAGACAGAGAUCUGUCGUUUUACGCCAGCGUCGACCCGGACGCCAACGCACAGGAGAUCCCGCAGCGCUUUGGACAGCGGCAGAGCCUCUGUCACUACACAAUCAAAGACAACAAGAUCUAUGUUGAAACGUUUGGAGAACAUGUCGGCUUCAGGAUUUUCAUGGAUGCCAUUCUCCUGUCGCUCACCAGGAAGGUGAGGCUUCCUGAUAUCGAGUUCUUUGUUAACCUGGGCGACUGGCCUUUGGAGAAGAGGAAACCCACUGAGAAGAUUCAUCCCAUCUUCUCCUGGUGUGGCUCCAACAACACCAGAGACAUCGUCAUGCCCACGUACGACCUGACCGAGUCUGUCCUGGAGACCAUGGGACGAGUGAGCCUGGACAUGAUGUCGGUUCAGGCCAACACCGGGCCGCCGUGGCCACAGAAGAACGCCACGGCCUUCUGGAGGGGCCGGGACAGUCGCCAGGAGCGUCUGGAGCUGGUCAAGCUUUCGAGGGCUCACCCCGACGCUGUGGAUGCUGCUUUCACCAACUUCUUCUUCUUCAAACACGACGAGAGCCUCUACGGGCCGCUGGUCAAGCACGUCUCGUUCUUCGACUUCUUCAAGUACAAAUACCAGAUCAACAUCGACGGCACCGUGGCGGCGUAUCGGCUGCCGUACCUGUUGGCGGGAGACAGCGUGGUCCUGAAGCAGGACUCUGGCUACUACGAGCAUUUCUACAACGAGCUUCGGCCGUGGGAGCACUACAUCCCCAUCAGGGCGGACCUGGGAGACCUGCUGGAAAAGAUCCAGUGGGCUCGGGACCACGAUGAAGAGGCAAAGAAAAUUGCACUUGCAGGUCAGCGGUUCGCCCGCGCUAACCUCAUGGGAGACCGUAUAUUUUGCUACUACUACAAACUGUUCAAGGCGUAUGCCAAACUCCAGGUCACAGAGCCGAAGGUUCGUGAGGGCAUGGAGCUGGUGGAGCAGCCUGCUGACGACCUGUUUCCAUGUUACUGCCACAGGACCAGGGCAAAGGAUGAACUUUGAUGGACGAAUUUAACAGCCGGCUACAGGGAAAAUCUUCAUAUCUCAUACAUCAUCAAAUCAUUUCUUUUUUUUUUUUUAUCAAUAUGUGAAUUUAAUGUCUUGAUAUGAAUUUCACAUUCUCAUUUUUUAAUAAACAAAUUUCCCCCUUUUUA
Messenger RNA from Stegastes partitus (bicolor damselfish), 2257 nucleotides. It is a transcript of the gene poglut2, whose product is annotated as protein O-glucosyltransferase 2. The transcript has 10 exons. The record is from RefSeq and is a predicted model, not a curated record. Gene Ontology annotation, cellular component: endomembrane system. Gene Ontology annotation, molecular function: protein binding; glucosyltransferase activity. The coding region runs from base 600 to 2105 and encodes 501 amino acids. Lineage: Eukaryota; Metazoa; Chordata; Actinopteri; Pomacentridae.